This is a messenger RNA of Tachyglossus aculeatus (Australian echidna), 948 nucleotides long. It is a transcript of the gene STMN4, whose product is annotated as stathmin 4. NCBI's taxonomy places the organism in Eukaryota, Metazoa, Chordata, Mammalia, Monotremata, Tachyglossidae. Gene Ontology annotation, biological process: regulation of microtubule polymerization or depolymerization; neuron projection development; microtubule depolymerization. Gene Ontology annotation, cellular component: neuron projection; cytoplasm. Gene Ontology annotation, molecular function: tubulin binding. The transcript has 7 exons. The record is from RefSeq and is a predicted model, not a curated record. The coding region runs from base 121 to 651 and encodes 176 amino acids.
GACCCCAGUCACCGAGCGACACAUUGACCACAGGUCCUCGCGCGCCGUGUUGGGUGGGCACGAUCGCCAGUUCCCUCUGCUCCAGGCCUAUCGGCAACCCCAGCCCCAAAAAGUGAUAAAAUGACUCUCGCAGCGUACAAGGAGAAGAUGAAAGAGCUCCCCCUGGUGUCUCUCUUCUGUUCCUGCUUCCUCGCUGACCCGCUCAGCAAGGCCGCGUACAAACAGGAGGCGGACACCGUGGAUCUCGCCUGGUGCGUCAUCCCGGACAUGGAGGUCAUCGAGCUGAACAAGAGAGCAUCGGGCGAGUCCUUCGAGGUCAUCCUGAAGCCCCCCUCCUCCGACGGGGUCCCCGAGUUCUACGCUUCCGUGCCCCGGCGCCGCGACCCCUCCCUCGAGGAGAUCCAGAAGAAGCUGGAGGCGGCCGAGGAGCGGAGAAAGGGCCAGGAGGCCGAGCUGCUGAAGCAGCUGGCCGGGAAGCGGGAGCACGAGCGGGAAGUGUUGCAGAAGGCCAUCGAAGACAACAACAAUUUCAUCCGUGCGGCCCAGCAGCGCCUGGCUCACAGGAUGGAGACCAACAAGGAGAACCGCGAGGCCCACCUGGCCGCCAUGCUGGAGCGGCUCCAGGAGAAGGGGCCGCCAGCCGCUCGGUGACACACCGGAAUGGGUCGGUGGCCUCGUCCCAUGGACAAGCGCGCGGAGGAGGUGCGGAAAAACAAGGAGCUGAAGGAAGAGGCGUCCAGAUAAGGGCCCCGGACGCGGCCGGAAGCUUUGGACGGUCCGGCAGGCCCGGCCAGGCCGGCGGCGGCGGUGGCGGCGGCAGUGAGGGAGGCGUCGUCGGCAGCUGCCCCAGCCAGGCCGGGGACCGAAGGGGCCGGGCCGAGCCGGGCCAGCGCUGUCUCUGUUGUGCUGUGAAGGAGCCAUCAUGGUGCAGUGUUCAGUGUGCAGUGG